Messenger RNA from Nycticebus coucang (slow loris), 4377 nucleotides. RefSeq names its product family with sequence similarity 222 member B (gene FAM222B). NCBI's taxonomy places the organism in Eukaryota, Metazoa, Chordata, Mammalia, Primates, Lorisidae. The transcript is spliced from 4 exons. Bases 278 to 1966 code for a protein of 562 amino acids. The record is from RefSeq and is a predicted model, not a curated record.
AGGAGUGGCUCCGGCUAGUCCCGACGGCUGCGGAGGUGACUGAGGGGCCGGGGCGUAGGGCAGCGGUGGCGGCAGGCGGCAACCGAGCAACCAUGAGGUCCGGGCCCAGUCACCGACAGCUUGGGCCAGGAUCAAACCCACCAGCCCUGGAGCAUGUGGCUGGCGCUCUAACCACUGAACUACAGGCACCCAGCCCUGAGGUAUUCUUAAAUAUUCCUGGAAGUUGUAUAUUUCAGAUUUUAGUGUGAGCCCCAUGUUGUGUUGAUGCCAGUCUGCCAUGCUAGCCUGUCUACCAGGGCCAGGUGACCUGUCCUUUCAGCUUCUUUCUCACACGCAGAUGAACACUGGACUUCAGAAAUGGGACACUACACAGAAAAUGAGAACUGCUCACUAUCCUACCCCAGCCGAAUUGGACGCGUAUGCUAAGAAGGUCGCAAACAACCCACUGACUAUAAAAAUCUUCCCCAACAGUGUGAAGGUUCCCCAGCGGAAACACGUUCGUCGUACUGUGAACGGCCUCGACACAUCAGCCCAGCGCUACAGCCCCUACCCGUCGCAGGCUGCCACCAAGGCAGGCCUGCUUGCCAUUGUCAAAGUGCCAGCCAAAAGCAUACUCAAGGACUUUGACGGCACCCGAGCCCGGUUGCUCCCCGAGGCCAUCAUGAACCCCCCAGUGGCACCCUAUGCUACUGUGGCACCCAGCACUUUAGCCCACCCCCAGGCCCAGGCUCUGGCCCGCCAGCAGGCCCUGCAGCAUGCACAGACCCUGGCCCAUGCUCCUCCCCAGACGCUGCAGCACCCUCAGGGCAUCCCGCCACCCCAGGCACUGUCCCACCCUCAGAGCCUCCAGCAGCCUCAAGGCCUGGGCCACCCUCAGCCCAUGGGCCAAACCCAGGGCUUGAUCCACCCUCAGACCCUGGCUCACCAGGGUCUCCAGCACCCCACCAAUCCCUUGCUGCAUGGAGGCCGGAAGAUGCCAGACUCAGAUGCGCCCCCGAAUGUGACCGUGUCUACCUCAACUAUCCCCCUUUCAAUGGCGGCUACCCUACAGCACAGCCAGCCCCCGGACCUGAGCAGCAUCGUGCACCAGAUCAACCAGUUUUGCCAGACGAGGGCAGGCAUCAGCACUACCUCAGUGUGUGAGGGCCAGAUCGCCAACCCCAGCCCCAUUAGUCGCAGUCUGCUCAUCAAUGCAAGCACCCGGGUGUCGACCCACAGCGUCCCCACACCAAUGCCUUCAUGUGUGGUCAAUCCCAUGGAGCACACCCAUGCGGCCACAGCCGCAUUACCUGCUACAGGCUCUGUCAACCUGCCUACAGGCAUCUCUCGAGCCCCCACUGGCUACCCUAAUGACCUCAAGCCAGUUGCCUGGAACCAGCACCAGCUGGCCCACCUGCAACAGAUGUGCAGCGAGGCUGGUAGAACGCCAGCCCCUGGCCUGACAGGCAAGCAUGCGGCAGGACGCGAGUUGGCAGGGCCUGGCUUUGUGGGCAAGGCCCCUGCCUACCCGCAGGAACUCUGCCUGGCACAGUCCUUUCAUCUGAAGCCACCCCUGGAAAAGCCGACCCCAUCCCCACCAGUCAACGGCCUAGCAGCCCCACUGGCCUACCCCAAUGGUCACUAUUUUCAACCCCUGUGGAACAACAUUCUGCCCACUCCCAAUAGCGACAGCUCUGGGUCUCAGGACCUCACCAUGCCGUUCCACGGUGGGCAGCCCACAGGUGCACCCAUCGAAUGUGCGGCAGCUCCUGGGGCCCACUACCGAGCAGGGACCGGGGGUGGUCCAGUGGCAAGCCAGAACAGUUUGAUGCAAACAGUGGAUUACCUAAGUGGAGAUUUCCAACAGGCCUGCUUCCGGGAACAGAGCCUGGCCAUGCUGAGCAAGGCCCACCGAGCUCCUGGCAACCGAGCCCCUGAUCCCACAGAUAGUCGAAGUCUUCAUGUUCAGCACCCAGGGUAUAGAUAGGUAGCGCUGGUGCCCUCCACAUAUAAUACGUCAUACAUCACCCUCCUAGGUUUAGUCUUACUUUUAAGUAACUGGAUAGUUUCAGAGUUUCACUGCUCCAAUGUGACCAUUCUUAGAUGUCGAAGACAGGGAAUUUGGUGGGAUGUAAUUGGGGACAGAAGGGUUCCUCUCAUCUCCCCUCCUGCAGCUUUUGGUUUUAACCCCAAUGUAACGCCAGGACCAAGCUUUUCUCUCUGUCUGCCUCUCAGUCUUUCCACCUUGGUCAUUUCCAAAUAGCUUGAACCUCUGCCUUUUUCCCUUAGGACUGAGGUGUUAGACUGAAGUAAGGGCCCUAGUCAGGUUAGCUAUAGGUGCCCCAGCCCCUAAGCUACCCAGCCCCAACAAGCCAGACUUCCCAAGUGCUCUGGAAGCUAAUUCCUCUUUCACCCAAAGAUCUUGAAUUAAAGCUGACCCAGUCAUUUUCUCUUUUUAGUUCCUUUUCAUUCCUCAAGGCUUUAUUUUGUGUCUACAUUGAUCCUAGACCCAUUUAUUUUGUGUCUACAUUGAUCUAGACCCACUGCACUUGUCCUUGCCAUGCUAAACCUCAAAGGCAUCCUGCUGGUAACAGGCCAUAGCCUCAAGAUGUGGGGGGAAACUGUAUUGGCAUCUUGGUUCCUGACUCUCCCUUUUCUAGACCUAGAGAAACACAGUUAUCCAGCAUACCCACUAUCCCUUUCUCACUAUUGCCUGUGAUGACUCAACCUGCUGGCCUCAUCCCCUACCUUGUCCCCCUCAAAAAACACUAUCUUGGGGCGGCCCUGUGGCUCAAUAGAGUAGGGAGCCGGCCCCAUAUGCCAGAGGUGGCAGGUUCAUACCCAGCCCUGGCCAAGAACUGCAAAAAAACAAAAAAAAAACAAAAAAAACACUAUCUUGCUUAAGGAUUAGGUAAGUAAAGGAUGAUCACAUUGGAGUUUGAGAUUAAAAACACCAAAAUUUUAAAAAAUUUAAAAUGCAUUUGGUUCUCUACACUGGCUAAGAAUAUUGCUCUACACUGUAAGUUUUAAAUGUCUUGUUCCUGAACGAAUGUAGUGUGGGUUUGAGUAGCAUUGUGUACGAGUGGCCCCACAGGUGCAUUCCCCCUCUAGUAGUACAGCCCCUCAGUUUAAUGAAGAAAGAAAGGAAAAAAACACAAAGCCUUAAGCUCUUUGAAUACUUCCUUUACCAAAUGAGCAUGGUUCUAAAACUGCUGGAGAUGGGCCUACAUUGGAAACAGCCCCUCCUGCCCCUUACAUCCUUAGAGCAUACUCUCCUCCACUCCAUGCUCAGCAUUUCUCAUUCCCAAGUGACAGUUGGCAAGAAAUUCCACACUUUUCUGUAACUUUAGAUUGUGUUUUGUUGUAAAUUUUUGUACCCUUCUUUUGUUAAAGAUGCACAAUUGGGCUCUUUGGGUUUUUUUUUUGUUUUGUUCUUUUCAAUCAGGCCCUUAACCUUUUCUCUCAUCUCUGGGGAAUGUGAGCUGAUGUUCUUAUUUAAGAUUUUGGGUUUUGUUUACUAACUAUACUGUCCACUGUUCUUUAGCCAGAAAUUCUCUAGUGAUCUGAAGCAAUGUGACUGAAUACUAGUUUUUAAAUUAUGUGUUGGCAAGUUGCCUUAUAUUUAAAAAGACAAAAAACAAACAAAAAAAAAAAAAGGAAAAAAUGCCUGACUGUGUUAUGCCAAAUGAUAGCAACAUGAAGUCCUAAUUUAUUGUUCCUGAUUGUUUUCCUGCCAUCUGAACACUGGUACCUCCCAUCCUUGAGCCGUCAGGAGCAUCUGCAGCUUCUGGUGCAAUACCUUCCCCUAGGGUGUUGGCCACCAUCUCACCCAGAGCCCUCUUCCAAUCCUGCUUUUCUGGGUUAGAUUUAAAGAGCACCACUGUCUCCCCUUAUCUCUUGCUUGAUCUCCAAACCAGAUAUUCUUGCUAUAUCUUCCCCCCCACCCCCAAUGCCUCUCCCUGAAAGGUGAGCUGCCAUUUUAGGAAAUUGGACCAGGCACCAACUUGGGGGCUUUUAAGUCAAAGAACCUCAAACCCAUCUCUUCCUGUGUAGGGGUGUAAGUCUCUAAAGCUCUCACUCCCACUCCUAGUCUGCAUGGAAAAUGUACUGUGAUUCCCCCACCUGCUGACUACCCUCUCCUUUUGUGUGAGUCAACCUGAGUUCCUCUCCUGCCUCUGCCAGCCAAUCCCCAACCAGCAAUAAGGGUCCAAGCCAGGGCCUCCUGUCCACACUCCUGGCCUCCAUCCCACACUACCCAUAGGGAACACCUGGAUUCCCCACUCUACCCACAGACUGUAGCAGUCAUUUUCCAUCUCUCUCGCCUUCUCACCUGUGGUGGUUUAUGGGUGUGAUGGGGUUUUUAAGAUAAUUAUAAACCAGUAAAAGAAAAAACAACUC